GGACUAUUUUCAAAAUGUCAGCGCCCUUAGUUUUUCAAAUUUCUUUCAUUAUUUUGUUUUUGUCUGUGAAUAUAUCGUUACAGAAAAGUCAGGAUGAAAAAGUUGAAGAUUUCUUUCAAAGCGAGCACACAAAUAACUGGGCAGUCUUGGUAGACACAUCAAGGUUCUGGUUCAACUAUCGCCAUGUUGCCAACGUUCUUUCAAUGUACAGAAGUGUGAAGCGGUUGGGUAUUCCUGAUAGUCAUAUUAUUUUGAUGGUGGCUGAUGACAUGGCCUGUAAUCCCAGGAACCCACGCCCAGCUACAGUGUUCAAUAAUGCCAAUGAACAAAUCAAUGUUUAUGGAGAUGAUGUAGAGGUGGACUACAGGGGCUAUGAGGUGACUGUAGAGAAUUUUAUCCGAGUACUAACUGGACGUCUUCCCCCAAGUACGCCAAGAUCAAAGCGCCUCCUCUCUGAUGACAGAAGCAACAUUCUGGUUUACAUGACAGGUCAUGGUGGAGAUGGGUUCCUGAAGUUCCAAGAUGCAGAAGAGAUCUCAAGUAUUGAACUUGCUGAUGCUUUUGAACAAAUGUGGCAGAAGAGGAGGUACCAUGAAGUGUUCUUCAUGAUUGACACAUGUCAGGCAGAGUCAAUGUUUCAGAAGUUCUACAGUCCUAACAUUCUUUCUAUCGCUAGUAGCAAAGUUGGGGAGGACUCAUUAUCUCAUCACGUGGACCCAGCUAUUGGUGUGUACAUCAUUGAUAGAUUCACAUACUACGCUCUUGAGUUCUUGGAGAAGUGCAAACCAGAUAGUAAAAAGACAAUGGGUCAAUUUCUCAAAGUGUGCCCCAAAAGUAAAUGCAUCUCAACAGUUGGUAUCAGGACAGAUCUGUUCCCUCGUAACCCUGAUAAAGUUCUCAUCACAGAUUUCUUUGGCUCUGUCAGAAAUGUAGAACUUACAGAUUCUCAGCUUGAAAUCACUGACUCACCUCAAAACACAUGCAGUGAUGAUACUUGCUCAAAUAAAACCAAAGAUACACAACCAGUUAGUCCUAGUAAAAAGAAAUACAGAUUUGCCAGUCAAUUCCCCACAGAAUUUCUUUCAAACUCAAGGUGAUACAAACAAAGUGAUAUGAACUAACGUGAACAAUUGUGAGAAACAUUAAAUAACAAGUGACUAUGUAUGUGAUAGGAACUGUGAACUGCUCAAGCCAUAGUUAACAGUACUUCAAUUGUUGAAAGCACUAUUGAGAGCAUGGAGUGAAGAGAUUUUAAUAUUGGAAGACACUCGGACUUUGGACAUGGAAAAUAUAAGAGGAUGAACAAUAUUGCACAUGGAAAAUAUAGGAAGAUGGACAAUACUGGAUGAUGAAAAAUCUUGAACAGAAUGAGGGAUGGGCAUUUGGGCAAUAUUGGAAGGAUCAUUAUGAGAAUGUAAUCAGGUUGUGAGAAUUGUGAAUCCUUUCAACAUCUCAUAAUGGCUCAGUUAAUGUGCAAUGGGAGUGCAGUCAGUAUGCUAAAAACAAUGUAUGUGUAUGAUCAGUGUUAAAAGGAUUCAAUAAAGUACAUGGCCAGAUUAAUA
Messenger RNA from Owenia fusiformis, 1562 nucleotides. The record is from the annotation of a GenBank genome assembly. Lineage: Eukaryota; Metazoa; Annelida; Polychaeta; Sabellida; Oweniidae.